AUGUCUGACGACGAAGUUAUACGCUUUGAGAUUACAGACUAUGAUCUAGAUAACGAAUUUAAUCCUAAUAGGAGUAGGAAAGCUAAGAGGGAACAGCAAAUCUACGGUGUUUGGGCAAAAGAUAGUGAUGAAGAAGAUAAUGAAGACAAUGUCAGACAAAGAACUCGUAAACCGAAGGACUACUCGGCACCUAUCGGUUUUGUGGCCGGAGGAGUACAGCAAGCAGGCAAGAAAAAAGAAGAAAAGAAAGAAUUGGCUCCGAAAGAGGCAUCAGUAUCUAAAAAGUUCACGGACAGUUCAGAUGAAGAUGAAGUUAAUAAUCCUGAUGAGAGUGAAACAGCUGGGAUUAGGCGAGCUGGCCAAGGGAUGAGGCCUCCAAGCCUUGGAGGUAAUGUUGGUUCAUGGGAGAAGCACACUAAAGGAAUUGGAGCUAAGCUUUUAUUGCAGAUGGGUUACCAACCUGGAAAAGGUUUGGGCAAAAGUCUCCAGGGUAUAUCUGCACCAGUUGAAGCCACUUUGAGAAAAGGUAGGGGAGCUAUUGGUGCUUAUGGACCGGAGAAAGCUGCUCAAAAAGCUAAGAAAGAAGAGGAGAAACGACUAAAAGAAAAGGCAGAGCAGGAUAAAGGAACUGCAGAAAAAACAUAUAAUUGGAAGAAAUCUCACAAAGGGCGAUACUUCUAUAAGGAUGCAGCUGAUGUCAUACAAGAGGGUAAACCCACCAUGCACACUAUAAGCAGUAAUGAGCUAUCCAGAGUACCAGUAAUAGAUUUGACUGGGAGAGAAAAGCGAGUUCUUAGUGGUUAUCACGCGCUGCGUGCCGCCGCACCUCGGUACGAACAUGAGCCCAGACGGGACUGUACCAACUUUGCACUACCAGCUCUUGCGCACAAUCUCCAACUUAUGGUUGAGUGUUGCGAACAGGACAUUAUCCAAAACGCAAGGGAACUGCAGCAGGCCGAAGACGAGAUAGUUGUCCUCGAGAGAGACUUAGACGAGAGCAAUGCGAAGCUGCAUGAGCAAGACCAAGUUAUAAACCAAGUCCAGAACAUCCUGAUGAAGGUGGAAACGUUGAACAAGGCCGACGUGUCCUUAGAAACGGCUUUUGAAGUGCUAACUGAUUUGAAGGAAACGUCUCCAAUUGAAUUCGAAAUGUUUGGUCUUGGCGCGAUUGGUGCAAAUAUUAUAAGUCCGAUGUUCAGCGCCAUGCUAGCGAAAUGGGAGCCUCUUCAAAACCCGGAUGAGCCCGUGGAAACGUUCCUAAAAUGGAAGCCCUUGUUGCCAGAAGAUUCUUACAACGCGUUGCUAUGGCAACACUUUAUGCCCAGCGUCACUGCUGCAGUUGACAUAUGGAACCCACGUACACCGGACCCCAUGCUCCGUAUAUUCGAGUGUUGGGUGGAAGUGUCUCCUGGCUGGCUGCUCACAAAUUGUGCUGCUAAAUGUGUGACACCGAGAUUGCUAGCAGCCGUACGAGCUUGGGACCCAACGAGCGACACUCAGCCCUUACAUGAAUGGGUGCUGCCUUGGCAUCCAUUAGCCGGUGAAGCCCUGAACGCUAGCGUCUACCCUCUGAUCCGGUCGCGUUUAGCUAGCGCGCUCUCCGCUUGGCAUCCCGCAGACGCGUCCGCUCGUCCGCUCCUAGCGGUUUGGAAGAACGCUUGGGGCAGUGCGCUAACUGCACUGCUGCAUCAUCACAUUGUUCCCAAACUAGAACAUUGCUUACAGCAUGCGCCUUUGGAACUUGUUGGCAGAGAGAAUACCGCGUGGCUGUGGUGCGUGGAAUGGGUCGAUCUUAUAGGAGCGCCAACAAUAGCGGCGUUAGCUGGGCGUGCCCUUCUCCCGCGCUGGCUCGCUGCUCUAGCGGCGUGGCUUAACACUGCGCCUGCGCACUCUACUGUGCUAACUUCAUAUACCGAUUUUAAGAAAAUGUUUCCGGCCGAUGUGCUCAAAGAGCCGGUGGUUCGCGACGCAUUCAGAAAAGCUCUAGACAUGAUGAACAGGAGCACGGAUAUGGAUGCAGUAGAACCGCCACCACCACCACCCCGGUUCACCAUGCCAGACACCAAGGAAUCUUCUAGAAUAGCGGAUGUCCUAGCCAGCACAGCACAGAAAAGCUUUUCCGAAUUGCUUGAGAGUCGUUGCAUAGAAAAGGGCAUAACGUUUGUGCCGAUACCGGGAAAGACAAGGGAAGGUAGACCGAUCUACAAAAUUGCUGAGCUGCAGUGCUACGUUAUUCGCAAUAUUGUUAUGUACUCGAACGAUGGGGGGAGAAAUUUUGCACCGAUAAGUAUGGAGAAAUUGUUGAAAAUGGUCGAAGAAUAA
This is a messenger RNA of Leptosia nina, 2322 nucleotides long. NCBI's taxonomy places the organism in Eukaryota, Metazoa, Arthropoda, Insecta, Lepidoptera, Pieridae. The record is from the annotation of a GenBank genome assembly.